This is a messenger RNA of Aureobasidium vineae, 1125 nucleotides long. NCBI's taxonomy places the organism in Eukaryota, Fungi, Ascomycota, Dothideomycetes, Dothideales, Saccotheciaceae. The record is from the annotation of a GenBank genome assembly.
AUGGCUGCCAACGCAUACGUUUCCGUGCCCCGUAGAGGCGACUGGAUCGACAUUGGUGACGGGUUCAACUACACGGAAGAUUUUGGUUGGGAAGAAGAUGGUCUGCGCGGUCAUAUCUUUGCCGAUACCGAGAACAAGACUGUCGUUAUUGGUCUCAAGGGGACAUCUUUGUGGUUCUUUGACGCCCCCGAAACUACAGACAACGACAGGCUGAACGAUAAUCUAUUCGGAAGUUGCUGUUGUGGGCAAGGCGGACAGUAUUCUUGGAAACGAGUAUGUGAUUGCCAGACUUCUGCGUACACUUGCAAUUCGACUUGUUUGGUAAGGAGCUUGCGGGAGAAAAGCAGCUAUUACCAUGCUGCUCGGCAUCUUUACCAUAACGUCACGGCGUUGUACCCCGACGCCAAUAUCUGGCUAACCGGACAUUCGCUGGGAGGCGUGGUGUCUUCUCUUAUCGGAACUACUUAUGGUCUACCGACUCUGACCUUUGAAGCUUUCCCUGAUGCGCUUGCUGCUCGUCGUCUAGGUCUUCCCACUCCACCAGGUCACCAGAUAGGAGAUUAUGCCAGACGCCAUUACACAGGGACAUUCCAUUUCGGUCACACGGCGGACCCGAUCUAUGUUGGAAGCUGCAAUUCGUUCGAGUCUCCAUGCACGGUUGCAGGUUAUGCGUUCCAAAGCAAAUGCCACACUGGUUACAAUUGCACCUACGAUACGGUCGGUGAGCUCGGCUGGAGAGUUUCAAUCGGCACGCACAGGAUAACCAGCGUAAUCAAGGAUGUCAUUGAAGCGUACGACUCAGUACCCAUGUGUACACAGGACAUUGAUUGCACUGACUGCUCUGGAUGGUCGUUCUUCACGAGCAACGGAACAGAGUCAACUGUCAGCUUGACGAAGACUAGUCCUUCAACACGAUCUACUGCUAGCUCGACUACCACUUGCCGCACUCCAGGGUGGUGGAGCUGUCUGGACGAGGCCACUACAAGGACAACAUCCAUUCCGACGACGGCCUCUAGCUCAAAGUGUCUGACGCCAGGUUGGUGGGGUUGCAAAGAUGCGUCCACGACCACGACUUCUUCCAGAUCGCGUAGCACUGUGAAGCCGACAACCACGCCGGCUCUAUGA